Clunio marinus is the source of this 183-nucleotide messenger RNA. Lineage: Eukaryota; Metazoa; Arthropoda; Insecta; Diptera; Chironomidae. The record is from the annotation of a GenBank genome assembly.
AUGGCGGUAGCGUUCAAAAAGUGUAAUCGUCAAAGUAAACUCCAUUGUGAUGUAAUAGAUAAAAGGAAAAAUCAUGCACUUUGCGUGUUAUCUGUUGACGCUACUCAUGGCAAUUUAAUGUUUGAGAAAGAAAUUGACGCAUGUAGACACAACAAUCAAAAUAUUGAGCCUUCUAAGCUUUAA